Trichomonas vaginalis G3 is the source of this 846-nucleotide messenger RNA. RefSeq lists its product as uncharacterized. The record is from RefSeq and is a predicted model, not a curated record. The coding region runs from base 1 to 846 and encodes 281 amino acids. The transcript has a single exon. Lineage: Eukaryota; Parabasalia; Trichomonadida; Trichomonadidae.
AUGUGUGAAGCCGAAAAUCAACCUCUAGACAAAAUAGAACAUGAACAAAAUGAAGAGGAGACAAGCAAUAAAUCAGGCAGCUCGGAUAACUUAGAAUCAGACCAGCAGAAUGAUUUUACAAUCACAACUUCCCAUCCUUUAAUAGACUUAGGAAUAGUUACACCAAAUGAUAUUGAUUUAGUUUGUCAGCAUAUUACAGAUAUUAUCUUAAAUCAUGGAGGAGCCGCUACUAUGGUAACUUUGCAAUAUCAUUUUAACAAAAGGAAGCAUCUUUUUGGAGGAGAAAAUGCUCCAAUUAGAAAAUUAAUUAAAAAUGGUUUGGAUACAGUUAUCAACGGCCAUCCAUUGUUUAUCAAAGAUGCAUUUAUUCAAUAUGGAUGGAGAUGCAAUGCUAGUUUAAACAAUAUGGUCGAAUCUGCAAAUACUCCACGAAAUCACAAAAUCGAAUCUUCCGAAACUACAGAUUCUGAUCGAAAAGUUGAUGAAAAAGAUAUAGGUAAGCGGUUUGAAGACAUUAUGAUCGAAAAAAUACGAUCGUUCGAAUAUGGUUUAUCAAUUGAAUCAAUUACAAAAGAUAUGCGACCUUACAAAGACUUUCCUGGACUCUUUUGCAAUUUACCAGUUGAAAAAAGAGUUAAAGCAGUAUUAAGGGCUCGUGGAAAGGAUCCUAUUUAUUAUGACCCUCCAACCCAAUUGUGGAUGGCCAUAGAAAGAAAAGAAUGGUUUGAACAAAAAAGGAGAGAAACAAUGGCUAAAUUUUUGCCACCAGCACUUAGAGAUCUUGACUUCCCAAGCUUGACAACAGGCCAGCUUUACAAUAUCCUCGUUGAAAGAGGCAUUUUUUAA